CAAGAGCCCGAACGCGCCAGCCAGUGCGGAGGAGAUCACGAGCGAGGGUGCUACGCAGCCAAGGGAGGUUGACGAGAUGACAGCCCCACACUCAGCCCGUGCACUUGAUCAGAGUGAGGCUAGCCCGUCGAUUGGAGGACUUCAUGCUAUAGCGCUUGGACACGGUGAGACCACUCUGCCCACCCAAGCCAAGUCAGACGUACUCGAGCGGAGUGGGCUGGACUUAGCACGCGGGGCUCAGCUUGCUGGACACACCAUGGAGACAGGGUGUUCUGGACAGAGACUGACGAGUUCCAGACUGUCAAACAGAGGACGCACGGACAGGACAGGAACAGGGGUCGUUCAGGCGUUCAGAACAGAGACAGAGCUGACAGACAGGACGGACAGCCACAGGACAGGCACAGAGGAUGUCCUGGCGUCCGGAACAGAGACAGUCCAGGAAACUGAGACGGGCAGAUACGAAGGCCGUCUAGACCGAGUCUAGACGGAGUGGGUUAGGACCCAGGCGAGGCACCGAGGCAGCACCCAGGAGCGGAAGAGAGACCCGAGUUGGAGUCUUGUUGGUAGGCCGUCUCGGCCGUACCGAUUCACUUUGUACAUGUUUUAUUUCAGCUUUUGCUCUUGUACCGGGACGGUUCAGGGGCGUCCCGAGUCACUUAGCCUUUAUAAGCUAAGUGAUGGAACUUUUACCCAAAGUUUUUGCAUAAUAGAAUUGGGUUUUCUUCUCUCUCGUGUGAGAGCUUGUCACCAUGGGCGGCUGCCAUGCCUGCCUUCCCAAAACCUGCAACUCCCUUCAUCUCUGAGAAGCCUUAGGCCGGAGAAGACGCCGGAGUGCGGUCGGAAAGACGAGCAACCAGAGGGCUGGCGCCGGAGGCCAGCACCGGACGCUCGGCUGCGAGUUCUUCCUCUCCCAUUUGCUGAAAACGGAGGUUCUGUGAAGCCCCAGGCCGGAACCGUGGAGACGACGAUCGGAGUGCUGGUAGCUCGACCACGGAGCUGCUGUGAGGCUGCGUUCGUCAAGGGAGAGCAGCGGAUGUGGCUGCGCUGGUUUCAGCAACGCCUUCCCUGCUGAAAACGACAUCCGGCGGUCUUCAAGAGGUAAGCCUUGAUCUCCGACGGCUUCCUCUCGUUGUCCGUUCGUUCCAGAAGGUGGCUCUAACGCUGCUGACGCCGGAGGUGCUUCUAACUCGUUUGGAAUCCACCGAAGGUAGCUCGGGCGAUUGUCGCUGGAUUGAAGAGUCGUUCGAUCGGUUUUAACGACUGUGAGCAGCGCAUUCGGGCGGAAUCCUUCCGUUCGUCUAACACUGUGAGCAGGGAUUCAAAUCGAUGGGAGACUAAGCGAUUUCUGUAGCAUGUGUUUACUCUUGCUUCUGUAAUGUUAUUGCUGCGAGAAAUCGAGGAGAAACGCAAAGGAAUCGGAAGGAAAACGAAAAACGGAAUAGCCUUCAACCGGUUUCUGUAAAACAGUCCCUGAACCCUGAUAAAACGCGAAUCUGAAGAAAUACAGAGAGGGUUUUGAUGAUCCGACGCUUCUGUGACUUUCCCCUCAUCAAUACGAAACCAAUGAACCCGGAAUGAGCCAAAUCCGACAAGAAAUGAGGGAGAUAUCGCAGUUUGAAUAGCCUGGACUGUUUCCCCCAAUUUUGCCGCCGACCAGUCCCUGGAAACCUGCAAAUCUGAAGAAAAUGGUGUACAAUCUCGACGAUCGGCCACUGUGGUUGCCUUCCUAACUUCCUUACGCACAUUUCAAGCUAAGGAGGCCCAAAAUCCGACGUCGGAUGACCGAGAUAUGAUCGACGGCCUGAAUCUGAAAAAGAACGGCGGUGGAAGUCUGUAAUCUCCGCCCGAACGGCGGCAGCGCCCCCAUCUUCACUAGAAUUUGGGGAAAACCACCAAAUCCGGUGAUCUGACUAUCCUCCUUCGUUCUAAUCUGUUGUUCUUGCUCUAUUCCUGAUAUCUAAUGCUUGGAUUAACGUUUUGAUUGAGAAUGAUCACCCGGAGAAUCGAUUGAAGCUCUGGAAUCCUUCCUGCACCCGCCUGAGUGGAUGAACACUGCUGCAGCGUCGCGUGCCUUCCAGGAGCUAUCACCUGAGAGCGAAUCUGAGCCGGGCCUCUUGGGAGUUCCUUCCUUGGUGUCUUAGGAGUCUCCCGGUGAAAUCUGGCAUUCAUUGGACGAAGGAAAUGACUGGAACAAAGAUCUGAAGCCGAAGCUGUCUGAACCAUUUCCUGUCGUCCUGAACAGAGCUCCACCUUGCGGCGUCCAGCUCCAAAACUGCUCAACGUCUUGCCCAAGGAGGUCUUGUUUGGGCCCAAUCUUCUGGGCGUCCAAACCUUGGUGUGUCAGCUCCCUUCAAACCAAAUUUCAGGAUUUUUGGGUGUCUGGAUCAACGGGAAUGAAUUUUUGAAGACGGACUACUCUGGAACUCGCCUGCGUUCCGUUCUGUUCCUGAACAGAGCCUGUUGACUGUGACAGUUCGGCGCCUUCAGCCUUCAACGACUUGACCUUAGAGGGCUCCGAUUGCAGUGAUUUUUGGAGCGUCCCUUCAUAAUCAUCAGAGGCAGCUACCCACCAAAUUUCAGCCCAAUCCGAGCUGUGGAUGAUUUUUAAUGAUUUUUGGAAGAUCGGCAAAGCCUGAGAAUCCAGAACCUUCACCAGAGAACCAGGGAGCUUAAGCUGUCCAGGACAGCGCGCGUGCUUCGGCGUCAAUCGAAGCUUGCCUCACCCCUUCAUCGUCUAGCUCCAGGGGUUUAAUCCUCAAUCUGGUGACGCCUCUCCACCUUCGAAAUACUGCUCUUAAUCUUUGCCUUUGUCAGUGAUUCGCUCGCCCUUGUUUGAAGUGCAUUGUAGCCCAACGGUGGAAGGUGUUGCGGACAGCAGGGCCUAAUCCAUUGCAGCUACACCGGUUAGGAGACAUAGCUUACGCCGGGCUAAGCGGCGCUUGCCUCCCCCUAAACUCAACAACGAACAGGGGUAGAACGUUCUCACGGUGAAGUCUCCUAACGAUGCUUGGGAAUACUCCGUUUCCUUGCUAUUUUCGACAGUAACCUUCUCUAUUCAUUUUCUGGAGUGUAUUGCUGAGAAGGAGGAGCAGUCCAGCAACCGUGUGCUGAGCUGAUCCCGGGAGAAGAAGGGUGUACGCUGUCACCUUGUCAGCGCUAGCUUCCCCCUACUUCAUCACAGCACUAGGGGUUCCAACGUUUCCAGCUAAGUGCAAUCCCUUCUCCCGUCUUGAGUUGCUGAAUUACAAAACAGUAACUAUGCUGUCUAUGUCUUGAGCAAGGAGGAGAGACCAACUUGAACGGGCACCUCGCUUGCGAAGACCGACGUGCUGAUUACCAAGGGGCUUUGGCCUUUGCCCUUGGUCGCUUGCUGAACUAGCUUCAGCCAGGUAGGCACCCGAAUCACCCUAUAGAUUCGAGGGCGGGUGCACUUGUUUUCAGCCUUGCCUCCGGGCGUGUAGUGCUGGGGUUACCUCCAAAGCUCGAUAGCUAAGGACACGAACCCGGACUACGGACCUUCCUAGGGUGCAUGGUGAUGGUUUGCACGUCCUAGGGAUUGUAUGAAUGGUUUGAUACGAAUGAUGAAUGCUGGAUUGAGUGAGGAAUGAGCUAUUGUUGUACGCUACGCUUGUACGGCCUCGAACCCAACUUGUUGUAGUAGGUUCAGACCUAGUUUAGCAAAGGGUAAACCAUUCCUUGUAUCCUUACCCAAGGGCAUUUGAGCUGGGAUUGUGUCCAGCCGGGGUUGAAAUUUUGUAAGGCCAAACUUGGGCCAGCUACAUUACCACUAAGAGGUCUUGGGAGGUUACGUUCGUCGGCGGCUUUGAGGCGCUACAAGGGCGGAUGUAACAGUUUGGUAUCAGAGCGGCUUAGUGCGUUUUCUUGUUCAGAUUUGGUCAGCUAAGGCUGCAAAGAGUUACGGUUUGAGCAGCUUAAUCUUCUGAAAUUCGGUCUUGAAUAGAGGGUUCAUCCCAGUCAUGGGGCGCAAGGAGAAGCAGCCGGUUAGGGAGGUAGAGGAAACCGAAAUCGAAGAAGAGGGAGCCACCGCUCCUCAUGUAGACCCUCAACUCACCCUCCCUUCAUCUGAUUUAAGCACUUUAAUAACAUCUAUACAGCAGCUUACAGCCCAGCAAGCGGCAUUCAUGAAAGAAACUCAAAUCAUACAUGAGCGAUUAGCUCAUAACCAAGAAGAAAUGAGAGCCCAAAGUGAGAGGUUGGAUCGCAUUGAAAGGAGAUCACAAGGGGCCUCGGUACAUGGCCCGGGCCCUAUUCCCCAACCUGCCCGUCCGAACUCACCCAGCACUUCUCAAGAGAGGCCUAAAGAAACCAACCCCCUAAGUGUCCCGGAUUUACUAAAAGGGCUUCAACAACUCAUCUCACAAGCCACGGGAGCACCUAGUGGAGGAACCACUCUUGUAGGAGAGGGUCGGCCUUCACCACGAGGGGAGGAAAACAGAAAUACAUUCCAUCCUCCUCCUAGGCCAGCUGGAGAAGAGGGUCAUGAGCAAAGACAAGGGGUAGUUAGGCCACUAAGACCCCAGCCCGAGAGGAGAGGACUCCAUGAUCCACAUACCGAGUCGGAUGAACUAGGAGAAGACGAGGAAGGCUUCUACGAUGAUGGAGGCUAUCCUUACGUGCGAGGGCAGCUCCCACGUAGAGGAAGGAUGCGAAGGGGCAGACAAGAGAGACCACGUGAUGAGGCACCCUUGCCUCUUCCACGCAUGGAAUGCCCGACGUUCAAUGGGACCAAAGUACGUGAUUGGGUAUGCAAAGUUGAGAAGUAUUUCCAAUGCCAACGAGUUGCCCAUGAACAGAAAAUCGACCGAGCUAUGAUGUAUUUUGAGGACAAUGCCCUUCAUUGGUAUCAAUAUACCAUGAGGAAGACGCCAAACCAAGGAUGGGACCAGUUUAGAGCCGGUUUGAUAGAGAGGUUUGAGAGAGCCAGCCAACGCGACUUCAAUGUUCAGUUAAACAGCCUUAAACAAACGGGGACGGUGCUUGAAUACCAAGAUCAGUUUGAGAGGUUGUCAUGUCUUGUGGAGGACUGGAAUGAAGAUGCCCUCGUGGGGGCCUUUAUUGCUGGAUUACAACCAGAAAUCCGUCUAGCCGUUCAAACGCAAGAGUCAAGAGACCUUCGAAUUUGCAUGAAGGUGGCUAGGGAUAAAGAAGAGAAAAUGGAGCUUAAACGUGCCAUAAGGAAGGAUGCAAAAGGGUAUGACCCACAUCGGGCCAGAACCCUCGUUCACUCCAAAGCUAACUUCAAGAAGAAGGCUACACCCCCACCCCAACAUCCCCCACGCAAGGUCACUUACAUCACCAAGGAAGAAAGAGACCGACGAUUUCAGCAAGGGCUAUGCUAUAAUUGUGAAGAAAAAUGGCACAAGGGCCAUGAGUGCAAAAAGAAACGGCUGUAUGCAGUUCUUGAGGAUGAUGAGGAACCACCCACCGAUGAUGAUUCUAGUGAGGAUGAGGUUCCACCGGAAGUCUUAGUUGAGGCAGCCAUUGGAGAGGAAACGUCUUGCCACUCCUUGACCGACCCUAGUAAAGCCAAAGCAAUGAGAGUUAGAGGGUAUGUCAACCAAACCAGACUUGUAGUCCUCCUAGACUCGGGGGCCACUCAUAAUUUCAUGAGUCUAGAAGUGGCUAACAAGUUGGGAUGCCGCAUUGAGCCUCAAGCUCCGUUUACAGUUAUGGUAGGCGAUGGGUCCAAGCUCCCUUGCGAAGGAAGGUGCAAAGACCUAGAACUUGUGAUGAACAAGGUGCCCUUCAAGGUGGACGUGUUUGUUUUACCUCUUGGAGGAGUCGACAUAGUGUUAGGCAUUCAAUGGCUGGAAACCUUGGGUGUAAUCCAUUGGGACUUUGCUAACCUCCGAAUGAGUUUCACGAAAGAUGGCGAUGAGGAAAGAGUCACGUUGACAGCCACGAACUCAAGCGUGAAGCCACGGGCAGCCCUCAAGGCGUUAGUGGCUCAGCAGCCCGCAUUUUGGUUAGUGGCUAUGGCCACGGAUGUGCCAGCCAAGGAAGAGCCAACAGAAAUAGUUCCCAUCGAAAUUCAGCAUGUGUUGAAAGAUUUCAUUGAUUUAUUUGAAGAGCCAUCUUACGCUAGUGAGGACUGCGAUCCUAUUGAGGAGAUGGAUGAAGAGGAAGGUGAUGAUCAACAAACCGGUUCUGAGAGUUCCGAUCAAGGAGAUGAAUACUCCAAAGCGAGCCAACAUAGUGAGGAUGAACGGUUGACUACCAAUGAAAUCGAGGAUCAGUCAAGUGAUGAAUCUUGCAAAGAAUGGGGAGACGACUAUGGGGAUCCAUCCCCUAAUGACCAUUCCAGUUCUUCACCCCAUGAGUAUCGUGGGUUCACUUUGGCUGAAACAAGGUUGUAUCACCCCCGAAUCAGCAACUUCACGUUCGGGUAUGCAACUAGUAGUGGGACAACUCACAAGAGGGAAUCCAACUAUUGUGAACCACUACUGCCCUUAGUUGGUCAUAAUAGAUUGCAUAAUUACAGCCCACAAAAUUCAACGAACCCCUUGAGGUGUGGGCCAACGAAGGCAGCAAGCUUACAGCCCUCUACUGCCAUUUCGCUUCAGUCAACCAGCAGCCAUUCAAAGCCAAAUAAAAAUCAGAAAAUCCACAACCGAGCAGAUCAGCAAAAAGGGAACAAGCUGAAAGAUAUUUUGGCAACCUCAGAUUUAGGAAGGAGGCCUAAGCCCCGAACAAGGAGUAACUUUGUAAAUGGUCCUUCACUGAAAACAGGGAACCGAAAUCAACAACUUUCAAAGGAACCAUUGAAAGAUCCCCUACCAGCAGCGUAUAAUUUGCGGGAGGCAAUAAGGAAGAUUCAGUCCUCUACCAAACCCGAUAAAAUGCAGCAACAAAAAAAGACCAGCAGUCGUGUUCCUGUUCGGAACAAGAUGCCAAUUCCAGCAAAGCUUGAACGCACUAAACAUGCUAACGUCUUGAGCGCAAGUCCAGCCAUGGUACGCAAGAAAGAACAGGUUGCUAAGGCACCCGAGGGAGCAAAGGUGGGUGAUGAUGGUACAGCCACCAUUAGAGCGCAACCACCAGCCGAGAAGCCCCAUUUCACUCUAACUGAUGCGUUGACCAUGAUUAGACGGAUUGUAGUGAAGAAUGACGAACUAUUAGAGCAAAUGUACGUCCAACGACAGAAUGAGCAAAGAACCUUCCUAAGUGCGUCAGCUCAUGGGCAAGGCAAUGGCCCCCAACAAGAGCAGGCUGAGAAUUCGGAUGAAUCGGAUGAAGAGGAUGAGGCUGUGGCAACCCGUGAGAAACCAACCGGUCAAUUCCCGACUUCUAAGGAUAAAAUUUCAGAUUUAUUAAAGGACCUGAAAACGGGUGAGCAUCAAACUCUAGAAAGGCGAAAUGAAAACAUUAAGAAUGCUGAAAUCCAUGAGAACAAAGAGCUCGCCCCUAUGGACCACAUUGGGGUAGCGGCAACCCUUUAUGAUCAGCUGGAAUCAAUACCAUGGAGUACCUUCACAGCGAGUGAGGCAUCAUCUAAGGAGGAUGGCGAUGACAACACAAAUUUUUCAGCCCGUAAGAAUGGGAACUGUGGCCAGCUAGAAGGGGCAGAUCUUGGGCAGAACGUGUUGAAGCAACUCCCAAACACCACCUUCGUUCUUAAGACUAAUAAUAGUCUUCACAUGCCAACGUUUGCACAUUAUCUUAAGGCUGAAGUGCACCCACAAGUUAGGCUGAUUUUUGACCAUGGAAAGUCCAUACAAGGGUCGGCAACAAAAUGUUAUAAGGAACUUCACAAGAGAAUGGAGUCCCAACUUGGACGACUCCCGAUCGAUUAUGGACCGUGCUACCCUCUACUAUUGAUAGGAUGGUUCAAGGCCAAACUGGAAAACGAAUUGGCAGCACUUGGAGAUCGUUGUAGGGCAAGGCCAAAGAGGCUUAAAGGCCAAGUCUAUGAUCGAGGAAGGUUGCAUGGGGCAGCAAUAUUAAGUGACAACCCAAGACAUCAAGACCAGCGAGGGACAUUACUGGGGCUGUUGCAGCGGGAUUAUGGACCAGCUAGAAGCAAGGCCUGGCUGGAUAAGAGUGGUCGGCUCACCCUAGGGGACUGCCAAGGUCGAGCUUGGGGACAAGCUCGUUCUAAGGGGGGGUGGAUCUGUUACAGGUCCGCCUAGGAGUUGGCCGAGGACUGCCGACGAUGCCGCCGAUGGCCGACCGGGUGACGAGACCAGCCAGCUACAAGGCCGGACGAGCGUCGGCCACGAGCGCCGAAGAGGGCCGAGCACGGCCGAAGGUGGCGCGGGCCAGCACACCGUCGCGAGGCUGCCGAGAGAUGAGGGCGCCGAGCGCCCACGCCGAGCGGGGAAAGCACCCGCAACCACUGACCCUGCUUCCUUUUGUUGUGAGGCUAACGUGUUUUGCAGGGCGCGGGACCGGCACGCAAAGGAGGUUACCCGUGGAGAGGUCACGGCCGCGGUUGCCGAUGACGACGCCAAGAGCCCGAACGCGCCAGCCAGUGCGGAGGAGAUCACGAGCGAGGGUGCUACGCAGCCAAGGGAGGUUGACGAGAUGACAGCCCCACACUCAGCCCGUGCACUUGAUCAGAGUGAGGCUAGCCCGUCGAUUGGAGGACUUCAUGCUAUAGCGCUUGGACACGGUGAGACCACUCUGCCCACCCAAGCCAAGUCAGACGUACUCGAGCGGAGUGGGCUGGACUUAGCACGCGGGGCUCAGCUUGCUGGACACACCAUGGAGACAGGGUGUUCUGGACAGAGACUGACGAGUUCCAGACUGUCAAACAGAGGACGCACGGACAGGACAGGAACAGGGGUCGUUCAGGCGUUCAGAACAGAGACAGAGCUGACAGACAGGACGGACAGCCACAGGACAGGCACAGAGGAUGUCCUGGCGUCCGGAACAGAGACAGUCCAGGAAACUGAGACGGGCAGAUACGAAGGCCGUCUAGACCGAGUCUAGACGGAGUGGGUUAGGACCCAGGCGAGGCACCGAGGCAGCACCCAGGAGCGGAAGAGAGACCCGAGUUGGAGUCUUGUUGGUAGGCCGUCUCGGCCGUACCGAUUCACUUUGUACAUGUUUUAUUUCAGCUUUUGCUCUUGUACCGGGACGGUUCAGGGGCGUCCCGAGUCACUUAGCCUUUAUAAGCUAAGUGAUGGAACUUUUACCCAAAGUUUUUGCAUAAUAGAAUUGGGUUUUCUUCUCUCUCGUGUGAGAGCUUGUCACCAUGGGCGGCUGCCAUGCCUGCCUUCCCAAAACCUGCAACUCCCUUCAUCUCUGAGAAGCCUUAGGCCGGAGAAGACGCCGGAGUGCGGUCGGAAAGACGAGCAACCAGAGGGCUGGCGCCGGAGGCCAGCACCGGACGCUCGGCUGCGAGUUCUUCCUCUCCCAUUUGCUGAAAACGGAGGUUCUGUGAAGCCCCAGGCCGGAACCGUGGAGACGACGAUCGGAGUGCUGGUAGCUCGACCACGGAGCUGCUGUGAGGCUGCGUUCGUCAAGGGAGAGCAGCGGAUGUGGCUGCGCUGGUUUCAGCAACGCCUUCCCUGCUGAAAACGACAUCCGGCGGUCUUCAAGAGGUAAGCCUUGAUCUCCGACGGCUUCCUCUCGUUGUCCGUUCGUUCCAGAAGGUGGCUCUAACGCUGCUGACGCCGGAGGUGCUUCUAACUCGUUUGGAAUCCACCGAAGGUAGCUCGGGCGAUUGUCGCUGGAUUGAAGAGUCGUUCGAUCGGUUUUAACGACUGUGAGCAGCGCAUUCGGGCGGAAUCCUUCCGUUCGUCUAACACUGUGAGCAGGGAUUCAAAUCGAUGGGAGACUAAGCGAUUUCUGUAGCAUGUGUUUACUCUUGCUUCUGUAAUGUUAUUGCUGCGAGAAAUCGAGGAGAAACGCAAAGGAAUCGGAAGGAAAACGAAAAACGGAAUAGCCUUCAACCGGUUUCUGUAAAACAGUCCCUGAACCCUGAUAAAACGCGAAUCUGAAGAAAUACAGAGAGGGUUUUGAUGAUCCGACGCUUCUGUGACUUUCCCCUCAUCAAUACGAAACCAAUGAACCCGGAAUGAGCCAAAUCCGACAAGAAAUGAGGGAGAUAUCGCAGUUUGAAUAGCCUGGACUGUUUCCCCCAAUUUUGCCGCCGACCAGUCCCUGGAAACCUGCAAAUCUGAAGAAAAUGGUGUACAAUCUCGACGAUCGGCCACUGUGGUUGCCUUCCUAACUUCCUUACGCACAUUUCAAGCUAAGGAGGCCCAAAAUCCGACGUCGGAUGACCGAGAUAUGAUCGACGGCCUGAAUCUGAAAAAGAACGGCGGUGGAAGUCUGUAAUCUCCGCCCGAACGGCGGCAGCGCCCCCAUCUUCACUAGAAUUUGGGGAAAACCACCAAAUCCGGUGAUCUGACUAUCCUCCUUCGUUCUAAUCUGUUGUUCUUGCUCUAUUCCUGAUAUCUAAUGCUUGGAUUAACGUUUUGAUUGAGAAUGAUCACCCGGAGAAUCGAUUGAAGCUCUGGAAUCCUUCCUGCACCCGCCUGAGUGGAUGAACACUGCUGCAGCGUCGCGUGCCUUCCAGGAGCUAUCACCUGAGAGCGAAUCUGAGCCGGGCCUCUUGGGAGUUCCUUCCUUGGUGUCUUAGGAGUCUCCCGGUGAAAUCUGGCAUUCAUUGGACGAAGGAAAUGACUGGAACAAAGAUCUGAAGCCGAAGCUGUCUGAACCAUUUCCUGUCGUCCUGAACAGAGCUCCACCUUGCGGCGUCCAGCUCCAAAACUGCUCAACGUCUUGCCCAAGGAGGUCUUGUUUGGGCCCAAUCUUCUGGGCGUCCAAACCUUGGUGUGUCAGCUCCCUUCAAACCAAAUUUCAGGAUUUUUGGGUGUCUGGAUCAACGGGAAUGAAUUUUUGAAGACGGACUACUCUGGAACUCGCCUGCGUUCCGUUCUGUUCCUGAACAGAGCCUGUUGACUGUGACAGUUCGGCGCCUUCAGCCUUCAACGACUUGACCUUAGAGGGCUCCGAUUGCAGUGAUUUUUGGAGCGUCCCUUCAUAAUCAUCAGAGGCAGCUACCCACCAAAUUUCAGCCCAAUCCGAGCUGUGGAUGAUUUUUAAUGAUUUUUGGAAGAUCGGCAAAGCCUGAGAAUCCAGAACCUUCACCAGAGAACCAGGGAGCUUAAGCUGUCCAGGACAGCGCGCGUGCUUCGGCGUCAAUCGAAGCUUGCCUCACCCCUUCAUCGUCUAGCUCCAGGGGUUUAAUCCUCAAUCUGGUGACGCCUCUCCACCUUCGAAAUACUGCUCUUAAUCUUUGCCUUUGUCAGUGAUUCGCUCGCCCUUGUUUGAAGUGCAUUGUAGCCCAACGGUGGAAGGUGUUGCGGACAGCAGGGCCUAAUCCAUUGCAGCUACACCGGUUAGGAGACAUAGCUUACGCCGGGCUAAGCGGCGCUUGCCUCCCCCUAAACUCAACAACGAACAGGGGUAGAACGUUCUCACGGUGAAGUCUCCUAACGAUGCUUGGGAAUACUCCGUUUCCUUGCUAUUUUCGACAGUAACCUUCUCUAUUCAUUUUCUGGAGUGUAUUGCUGAGAAGGAGGAGCAGUCCAGCAACCGUGUGCUGAGCUGAUCCCGGGAGAAGAAGGGUGUACGCUGUCACCUUGUCAGCGCUAGCUUCCCCCUACUUCAUCACAGCACUAGGGGUUCCAACGUUUCCAGCUAAGUGCAAUCCCUUCUCCCGUCUUGAGUUGCUGAAUUACAAAACAGUAACUAUGCUGUCUAUGUCUUGAGCAAGGAGGAGAGACCAACUUGAACGGGCACCUCGCUUGCGAAGACCGACGUGCUGAUUACCAAGGGGCUUUGGCCUUUGCCCUUGGUCGCUUGCUGAACUAGCUUCAGCCAGGUAGGCACCCGAAUCACCCUAUAGAUUCGAGGGCGGGUGCACUUGUUUUCAGCCUUGCCUCCGGGCGUGUAGUGCUGGGGUUACCUCCAAAGCUCGAUAGCUAAGGACACGAACCCGGACUACGGACCUUCCUAGGGUGCAUGGUGAUGGUUUGCACGUCCUAGGGAUUGUAUGAAUGGUUUGAUACGAAUGAUGAAUGCUGGAUUGAGUGAGGAAUGAGCUAUUGUUGUACGCUACGCUUGUACGGCCUCGAACCCAACUUGUUGUAGUAGGUUCAGACCUAGUUUAGCAAAGGGUAAACCAUUCCUUGUAUCCUUACCCAAGGGCAUUUGAGCUGGGAUUGUGUCCAGCCGGGGUUGAAAUUUUGUAAGGCCAAACUUGGGCCAGCUACAUUACCACUAAGAGGUCUUGGGAGGUUACGUUCGUCGGCGGCUUUGAGGCGCUACAAGGGCGGAUGUAACAAUCUCCUACGCAGGUGAUUUGGGCGAUCGCUCCCGGGUAAAAGGGGCUAACGCGAAAAUCACCUAGUCUACCAUAAAUGUUCCAGACCAUUCGUGAAUCCACUUGUGUACCUGAUCCGGUCCCAAAGGACACCGCAGGCGCUGUCGGGGAACAGCGAGCACUGCAGGCCGAGGGCCAGGCAGGGAAGGACACGUUGCAUAGCACCUGCCAAACAAAGGCCUUGACAGCAGUCGGAGGCCGAGAAGAAGGCAGUCGCACCGCGUGGACUACAAAUGGCCCAGGCAAAACCGGACGCAGGAGAAGCUGAAAAGACAGCUACGGAAGCACGCGGAACCAAGAAAAAAUGGCCGCUCGCAGUGAAGAAAGGGCACACGAGGGACGGCAGCAAGGUCGAAGGGUGUCAAGUCCGUCGAUCCGAGCUGGUGGUUAACCUAUAGGUCCGCCUAGGAGUUGGCCGAGGACUGCCAACGAUGCCGCCGAUGGCCGACCGGGUGAUGAGACCAGCCAGCUACAAGGCCGGGCGAGCGUCGGCCAAGGGCGCCGAAGGUGGCCGGGCUCGGCCGAAGGUGGCGCGGGCACGGCCGAGGGUGGCGCGGGCCAGCGCACCGUCGAGGGGUUGCCGAGAGAUGAGGGCGCCGAGCGCCCACGCUGAGCGGGGAAAGCACCCGCAGCCACUGACCCUGCUUCCUUUUGUUGUGAGGCUAACGUGUUUUGCAGGGUGCGGGACCGGGACACAAAGGAGGUUACCCGUGGAGAGGCCACGGCCGCGGUUGCCGAUGACGACGCCAAGAGGCCGAAUGCGCCAGCCAUUGUAGAGGAGAUCACGAGCGAGGGUGCUACGCAGCCAAGGGAGGUUGACGAGAUGACAGCCCCACACUCAGCCCAUGCACUUAAACCGAGUGAGGCUAGCCCGUCGAUUGGAGGACUUCAUGCUAGAGCGCUUGGACAAGGUGAGGCCACUCUGCCCACCCAAGCCAAGCCAGACGUACUCGAGCGGAGUGGGCUGGACUUAGCACGCGGGGCUCAGCUUGCUGGACACACCAUGGAGACAGGGUGUUCUGGACAGAGACUGACGAAUUCCAGACUGUCAAACGGAGGACGCACGGACUGGACAGGAACAGGGGUCGUUCAGGCGUUCAGGACAGAGACAGAGCUGACAGACAGGACGGACAGCCACAGGACAGGCACAGAGGAUGUCCUGGCGUCCGGAACAGAGACAGUCCAGGAAACUGAGACGGGCAGAUACGAAGGCCGUCUAGACCGAGUCUAGACGAAGUGGGUUAGGACCCAGGCGAGGCAUCGAGGCAGCACCCAGGAGCGGAAGGGAGACCCGAGUUGGAGUCUUGUUGGUAGGCCGUCUCGGCCGUACCGAUUCACUUUGUACAUGUUUUAUUUCAGCUUUUGCUCUUGUACCGGGACGGUUCAGGGGCGUCCCGAGUCACUUAGCCUUUAUAAGCUAAGUGAUGGAACUUUUACCCUAAGUUUUUGCAUAAUGAAAUAGAGUUCUUCUCUCUCGCACGAGAGUUUGUUCCAUGGAGGCUGAGAAGCUUUCCCCCAUGAAUGCCUGCAACUCCCUUCCUCUCUGAGAAGCCAUUGGCCGGAGAAGACGCCGGAGUGCGGUCGGAAAGUCGAGCAACCAGAGGGCUGGCGCCGGAGGCCAGCACCGGACGCUCGGCUGCGAGUUCUUCCUCUCCCAUUUGCUGAAAACGGAGGUUCUGUGAAGCCCCUGGCCGGAACCGUGGAGAAGACGAUCGGAGUGCUGGUAGCUCGACCACGGAGCUGCUGUGAGGCUGCGUUCGUCAAGGGAGAGCAGCGGAUGUGGCUGCGCUGGUUUCAGCAACGCCUUCCCUGGUGAAAACGACAUCCGGCGGUCUUCAAGAGGUAAGCCUUGAUCUCCCACGGCUUCCUCUCGUUGUCCGUUCGUUCCAGAAGGUGGCUCUAACGCUGCUGACGCCGGAGGUGCUUCUAACUCGUUUGGAAUCCACCGAAGGUAGCUCGGGCGAUUGCUGCUGGCCUGAAGAGUCAUCCGUUCGAUUUCAACGACUGUGAGCAGCGCAUUCGGUUGGGUCCAUUCCGUCCGUCUAACACUGCCAGCAGGAGGUUAAAUCGAAUAGGGACUAAGUGAUUUCUGUAGCAUGUGUUUACUCUUGCUUCUGUAAUGUUAUUGCUGCGAGAAAUCGAGGAGAAACGCAAAGGAAUCGAAAGGAAAAUGAAAAACGGAAUAGCCUUCAACCGGUUUCUGUAAAACAGUCCCUGAACCCUGAUAAAACGCGAAUCUGAAGAAAUACAGAGAGGGUUUUGACGAUCCGACGCUUCCGUGACUUUCCCCUCAUCAAUACGAAACCAACAAACCCGGAAUGAGCCAAAUCCGACAAGAAAUGAGGGAGAUAUCGCAGUUUGAAUAGCCUGGACUGUUUCCCCCAAUUUUGCCGCCGACCAGUCCCUGGAAACCUGCAAAUCUGAAGAAAAUGGUGUACAAUCUCGACGAUCGGCCACUGUGGUUGCCUUCCUAACAUCCUUACGCACAUUUCAAGCUAAGGAGGCCCCAAAUCCAACGUCGGAUGACUGAGAUAUGAUCGACGGCCUGAAUCUGAAAAAGAACGGCGGUGGAAUUCUGCAAUCUCCGCCCGAACGGCGGCAGCGCCCCCAUCUUCAUUAGAAUUUGGGGAAAACCACCAAAUCCGGUGAUCUGACUAUCCUCAUUCGAUCAAUCCUGUUGUUCUUGAUCUAUUCCUGAUAUCUAAUGCUUUGAUUAACAUUUUGAUUGAAUAUGAUCAACCGGAGAAUUGAUUGAAGCGCUGGAAUCCUUCCUUCACCCGCCUGAGUGGAUGAACACUGCUGCAGCGUCGCGUGCCUUCCAGGAGCUAUCACCUGAGAGCGAAUCUGAGCCGGGCCUCUUGGGAGUUCCUUCCUUGGUGUCUUAGGAGUCUCCCGGUGAAAUUUGGCAUUCAUUGGACGAAGGAAAUGACUGGAACGAAGAUCUGAAGCCGAAGCUGUCUGAACCAUUUCCUGUCGUUCUGAACAGAGCUCCAUCUUGCGUCGUCCAGCUCCAAAACUGCUCAACGUCUUGCCCAAGGAGGUCUUGUUUGGGCCCAAUCUUUUGGGCGUCCAAACCUUGGUGUAUCAGCUCCCUUCAAUCCAAAUUUCAGGAUUUUUGGGUGUCUGGAUCAACGGGAAUGAAUUUUUGAAGACGGACUAUUCUGGAACUCGCCUGCGUUCUGUUCUGUUCCUGAACAGAGCCUGUUGACUGUGACAGUCCGGCGCCUUCAGCCUUCAACGACUUGACCUUAGAGGGCUCCGAUUGCAGUGAUUUUUGGAGCGUCCCUUCAUAAUCAUCAGAGGCAGCUACCCACAAAAUUUCAGCCCAAUCCGAGCUGUGGUUGAUUUUUAAUGAUUUUUGGAAGAUCGGUAAAGCCUGAGAAUCCAGAACCGUCACCAGAGAACCUGGGAGCUUAAGCUGUCCAGGACAGCGCACGUGCUUCGGCGUCAAUCGAAGCUUGCCUCACCCCUUCAUCGUCUAGCUCCAGGGGUUUAAUCCUCAAUCUGGUGACGCCUCUCCACCUUCGAAAUUCUGCUCUUAAUCAUUGUCUUUUUCAGUGAUUCGCUCGCCCUUGUUUGAAGUGCAUUGUAGCCCAACGGUGGAAGGUGUUGCGGGCAGCAGGGCCUAAUCCAUUGCAGCUACACCGGUUAGGAGACAUAGCUUACGCCGGGCUAAGCGGCGCUUGCAUCCCCCUAAACUCAACAACGAACAGGGGUAAAACGUUCUCACGGUGAAGUCUCCUAACGAUGCUUGGAAAUACUCCGUUUCCUUGCUAAUUUCGACAGUAACCUUCUCUAUUCAUUUUCUGGAGUGUAUUGCUGAGAAGGAGGAGCAGUCCAGCAACCGUGUGCUGAGCUGAUCCCGGGAGAAGAAGGGUGUACGCUGUCACCUUGUCAGCGCUAGUCUCCCCCUACUUCAUCACAGCACUAGGGGUUCCAACAUUUCCAGCUAAGUGCAAUCCCUUCUCCCGUUUUAAGUUGCUGAAUUACAAAACAGUAACUAUGCUGUCUACGUCUUGAGCAAGGAGGAGAGACCAACUUGAACGGGUGCCUCGCUUGCGAAGACCGACGUGCUGAUUACCAAGGGGCUUUGGCCUUUGCCCUUGGUCGCUUGCUGAACUUGCUUCAGCCAGGUAGGCACCCGAAUCACCCUAUAGUUCCGAGGGCGGGUGCACUCAUUUUCAGCCUUGCCUCCGGGCGUGUAGUGCUGGGGUUACCUCCAAAGCUCGAUAGCUAAGGACACGAACCCGGACUACGGACCUUCCUAGGGUGCAUGGUGAUGGUUUGCACGUCCUAGGGAUUGUAUGAAUGGUUUGAUACGAAUGAUGAAUGCUGGAUUGAGUGAGGAAUGGGCUAUUGUUGUACGCUACGCUUGUACGGCCUCGAACCCAACUUGUUGUAGUAGGUUCAGACCUAGUUUAGCAAAGGGUAAACCAUUCCUUGUAUCCUUACCCAAGGGCAUUUGAGCUGGGAUUGUGUCCAGCCGGGGUUGAAAUUUUGUAAGGCCAAUCUUGGGCCAGCUACAUUACCACUAAGAGGUCUUGGGAGGUUACGUUCGUCGGCAGCUUUGAGGCGCUACAAGGGCGGAUGUAACACGGAACUUGGGAGGCGCAUAAUGUUGAAACGCGAGAUAGAUUCUCGAUCAAACCGAACCGUCGUGGAACAACCGAUAAAAACAAGCAAGAAGCAAACAGCAAAGGCAACGGGGAUCCGUCAAACCGAGCAUCAAUCUCCUA
Messenger RNA from Nymphaea colorata (pocket water lily), 17094 nucleotides. RefSeq lists its product as uncharacterized. Lineage: Eukaryota; Viridiplantae; Streptophyta; Magnoliopsida; Nymphaeales; Nymphaeaceae. The transcript is spliced from 3 exons. The record is from RefSeq and is a predicted model, not a curated record. Bases 3978 to 8150 code for a protein of 1390 amino acids.